AUGGAAUUCACGAUCGACCACUUCAUUCGUGUGUUGACUGGGGCCGGAAAGCCAGUGGGUCCACUUCCUCAAUCCUUAAUCUGCUCGAACGAGCAUAGCGACUUCCUACUUGGCAAAGAAAUCCUCGAGAAACCGCGUGACAUCACUCUAUCGCCUCCAUGGAGAUGGCUCCGCGGAGGUCAAGCUACUGGACAUCUAUUUGGGGGCACUGUACCUUGUGUCGUGCGUCUUCAGGGGACCCAGUACGCCCCCUCCUCAUGGAAAGACAAGAUUCUCUUUCUUGAGUCUGCGAUGGGCGACAACUUGCAACUGCCGUACUCUGUAUCCCAGUUCCGGAACAAUCUUGUCGAUCUUGCUCUGUCUGGCAUAUUGCAUGAAAUUCGCGGACUGGUUGUUGGACGAGGAUAUAAAUACAAUACUGAUAUGCAGGAAGAACUUGCAAGUGUGAUACUGGAAGUCUUUGAAGUGAUUGUUGGUCGAAGUCGUGAGGAGGAGCUUCCGAUUUUAAUGAACGUCGACUUUGGCCACACGAGUCCGUUCUUGACUUUGCCUAUCAACGCAUUAGUCGAAUUAAAUAGCGAUCUCGAUGAGUUUAGCGUUCUGGAGCCUGGGGUGCAGGCUUGA
Messenger RNA from Aspergillus luchuensis, 624 nucleotides. RefSeq lists its product as uncharacterized. The coding region runs from base 1 to 624 and encodes 207 amino acids. NCBI's taxonomy places the organism in Eukaryota, Fungi, Ascomycota, Eurotiomycetes, Eurotiales, Aspergillaceae. The record is from RefSeq and is a predicted model, not a curated record. The transcript has a single exon.